AUGAAGAACAGAGAUUGCGGCACAGCCUUAGAUCCUGAAGGAUAUCAUCUGAUUACUUGUAAGACAGGUGGGGGACCAGUUUGGUCUCAUAAUUCAAUAGUCUCUGCUUGGUCCGAGUGUUUGAAACGCGUGUCUCUUCCCCAUACCGUUGAGCCAAGAGACUGUUACAGCAGCUCUCAGUCCAGACCCGAUAUUGCUGUUUAUAAUGCAACCGACUUUAACGUUGAGCUCGACAUUUCCUUAGCCCACCCAUGGAGCACCGACAUAAUUUCAGUCGCAGCUACAACUGAUGGAUCUGCUGCUUCAAAAAGGGAGGGAAAGAAGAGAGAGAAGUACAGCAGAGAGACUCACACUAGUGGGGGUUCUCCAUGCCUAAUUCCACUGGUGUUUGAGCAUUAUGGCCGCUGGGGAAAUGCAGGAGAAAAGUUUCUCCAUCAAAUCUCUCUGCGAUCACGAGAUGAUGACGGCAAGCGGUGUAACAGUAUGGUUUUGGCGAAGAAGAUUGACAGAAUAGUGUGUAGAAAUGACUCCGUAGCUGGUUUUUACAGUUACCAGAGUGUACGUUAAGCUUUCAUUUCAUGACCCUAAGGGUCUUUUUUCUUGGACUCAUAGAUAGUGAUUUAGCGUUGACUGUAAUAGCGUUGAUGUUUACCAAUAGAUGUUUUUGACAGACAGACAGACACACACACACACACUGAUAUACAG
Molecule: messenger RNA, 705 nt
Organism: Corticium candelabrum
Lineage: Eukaryota; Metazoa; Porifera; Homoscleromorpha; Homosclerophorida; Plakinidae
Exons: 3
Coding region: 1-567 (188 amino acids)
Source: RefSeq, a predicted model, not a curated record